GAGCUCUGUGUGUGCCACAUCCUCUACUAAAUGAUAAAAACGCUUCAUGAGACGGGGACCGAGCCAAAGCAGAGACGUUAAAGUACGUUUAAACGCAUGCUUUUGUUCGCUGCUUUCACUUAAACCGGCUCAGAAACACGGAAGCAUCGUUUUAUUAGCAAUUGUCUUUUUUUUUUUACGUUGACGCGCAAGUUAGGGGCGUUAUAAAGUGGGAAAGUGGAGCUGGAUGAAGUGGACCCUGUUCAGGAACUGAGAAAGUUGAAGUUAAACCUUUUCAGAGGAGCAGAGGAAGCGCAGCAGCCUCAAUCAUAGGGAGUAGCAGUGUGAGUUGAGAAGCGAUAGAAAGAAGAGAAGGUUGAAACGCCAGCUCUGCUGUCCGCCUCUGAGUGCUGCAUCAUGGGGAAACAGAACAGUAAGCUGCGGCCUGAGGUCCUGAACGACCUGAGGGAGAACACAGAGUUCACAGACCACGAGCUGCAGGAGUGGUACCGUGGUUUCCUGAAAGACUGUCCCACCGGCCACCUGACAGUGGAGGAGUUCAAGAAGAUCUAUGCCAACUUCUUCCCUUAUGGUGACGCCUCCAAGUUCGCAGAGCAUGUAUUUCGCACGUUCGACACAAAUGGCGACGCCACCAUCGACUUCCGGGAGUUCAUUAUAGCUUUGAGCGUGACGUCACGUGGAGGGCUGGAGCAGAAGCUGCGCUGGGCCUUCAGCAUGUAUGAUUUGGAUGGGAACGGUUACAUCAGUCGGGCUGAAAUGCUAGAGAUAGUUCAGGCAAUUUACAAGAUGGUGUCAUCAGUAAUGAAGAUGCCAGAAGAUGAAUCGACACCAGAGAAAAGGACAGAUAAGAUCUUCAGACAGAUGGAUAUUGACAAUGACGGUAGAUUGUCUUUGGAGGAGUUUAUUAAAGGUGCCAAGAGCGACCCGUCCAUCGUUAGACUGCUGCAGUCAGAUCAGGGAACCUCCCGCCAGUUUUGAGGACAGAGAAACCAACCCUGCUGCAUGAGGAUACCAACAUAAAUCAUUCUGCCUGCCUCCCGCCACCACCUUUUCAGCUAACUCUUGUUUACAUCGAUGUGUAACUCUUUCAAUGACGUCUUUGUCUCUGGAGCUAUUGUAUUUUUGUGCUUUAUAAACCCCUUUCCUCUUUUGCCGUUUCUGCUAUAUAAAGUGCCAUUAUCAAGUUUAUUUUGACUGGAUUCUAAGUGUUACAGCUAG
This is a messenger RNA of Cyprinodon variegatus (sheepshead minnow), 1218 nucleotides long. It is a transcript of the gene hpcal1, whose product is annotated as hippocalcin-like protein 1. Lineage: Eukaryota; Metazoa; Chordata; Actinopteri; Cyprinodontiformes; Cyprinodontidae. The record is from RefSeq and is a predicted model, not a curated record. The coding region runs from base 397 to 978 and encodes 193 amino acids. Gene Ontology annotation, molecular function: calcium ion binding. The transcript is spliced from 4 exons.